AUGACGCUCGCGCGCUAUGUAGUCCCGCCGCGUCCCAAGCCAGGCCGCAAGCCUGCCACGGACGAGCCGGCUUCAAAGCGCAAAGCCCAGAACCGCGAGUCGCAGCGAGCCUUCCGUGCCCGCAAGGCGCAGAAGCUCACCGAGAUGCAAGAGCAGGCAGAUGUCACCAACCGGAAGCACAGGGACGAGCUGAAUGAGAUGCUAGCUGAGCAACACCGUCUCAGCUCGGAGCUCAACAGCGUGCAAGCGCAGCUAGACGAGGCCAGGGAGGCCUUGCAGAGAGUAACCAAGGAGCGCGACUACUGGAAAGACCGCAGCAGUCAGACUGAGGCCCAGCACAACACCCUCCAGCAGCGACUGCGCGAUCAGAACUAUCCGCUCAACCCCUACAAUGACCAGCAGGCCGUCUUCUUCCCGCAGCAGAAUUCACCGACUCGCUCUUCCAUGGGUUCGUUCUCUGGCUACAGCUCUCCCAAGUCCAUGACACAUAUUGGAUGCGGUAACUGUAAGCCUAACGGUGACUGUGCUUGCAUUGCUGAAUUUUCCCAAGCGCCGAAUCCGUUUGCCGGUCCCGUUCCUGUGAUCCAGCCACUACCGCGAACCGCUGCCUCGCCCAUGAAAGGCGUCCAAUUCCAGACUGUCGACCCAUUCGCGGAUCGGGAGAUCGACUUCACUGCUCAAUUCGCUAAGCGUCCUAGACUGGAUCAGCGCCCGUCUGUCACUCUACUUGCGCAGAGCGGCAGUGAGCAAGAUUCCCAGUGUGGCUUUUGUACGGACGAUUCUAAUUGUCUGUGCAAAGACCAAUCGUUGCAGUUUCAGGAUGUUCAACGUAAUCAAGACCAGGUGGUGCCGCUCUCGGCCACUUCUAAGCUCAACGGUCCCGGUAGCUGCGAUGCUUGCCAGAGCAAUCCUAAACAACGAGCAUGGUGCCAGAGGAUUGCGCAGCUCAAAAACGAAGAGUUCCUGCCACCGCCAACAUCUCGGAAUUCGAGCAUCAGCAGCACUCUUGAGACUAUGGAGCCGCACAUCCCGGACGCCUCCACUCCAUAUGGUGCGAAGCAAUCCCUCGGUUGCAACGAAGCUUUCAAGCUCUUCGAUGGCCGCGUGUCUAUGGAUCAGGACAAGCUCGACUGGAUUAGCAAUCUCCGGAGAGUGCCAUCGCAUUCCAGGCGUGACACCAUGAUGCAUCAUUCGCGCAAGUACAGUGCUAUAGAGCUCGACACAGCCGGUAUCAUUGCGACGCUAGGCAAUAGCAUGAAGCCAAUCCAGCCUCGACAAGAGGACGGCGAGAACUCGGAUAUUGUGCGCAUUGCCCAGGAGUUUCAGAGGAGCACUCAGUCGCCGCACACAAGUCCUGAAUACGCCGGCUAA
Molecule: messenger RNA, 1371 nt
Organism: Didymosphaeria variabile
Lineage: Eukaryota; Fungi; Ascomycota; Dothideomycetes; Pleosporales; Didymosphaeriaceae
Exons: 3
Coding region: 1-1371 (456 amino acids)
Cellular component (GO): RNA polymerase II transcription regulator complex
Molecular function (GO): transcription cis-regulatory region binding; DNA-binding transcription activator activity, RNA polymerase II-specific
Source: RefSeq, a predicted model, not a curated record